UGGUUAGGAGCACAGUCCGCGAGGUCAGGUGUAGUCAGAGCUUGGUUUUCACUCGCAAGAGAAGGCGCUCAGUACCAAGUUGAGUAUGUACUACCAAGGAGCAAUGUGUCUGCAACUGCAAUGGAAGCGCCCAACCACGCGCUGUUUUCUCCACGAUCUAAGGUUACUCUUCAUUUCGAGGACGAGUGUUUUGUGGAACGUGUGCCAAUCUGGCACUACAUAUAGUAAAACGCUCGCAAUCUCGGGGGCCCGAGAUCCGAACUCAGAUCGUCUGAGCCCUUCGUGUCUUGCAACGUUGUUUGUGAACGGAAUUUCGUGCCGUUCCAAGUGCCACCGUGCGUCAUUCGCUUUCGAUAUCCAACACUGCUUCCUCCAUGCGCCGCCUCUUCCACUUUGACAGCACCAACAGAAAUCGUGUUGGUUGCGCCGCCAAUUAAGUUAGCUGAACGCUUUCACGACAAUGCGGCGACAUCCAUCGUAGGUUAGUGCUAGCCGAGCAGUGCUCGUUACUUCUUCGCCCUUUUGAGAAGUUUCCGUUUGUCUUCAAUGGCUUGCUUUAUUCGUAAUGGAAGUUCAUUUGAACUGUGA
Messenger RNA from Phytophthora nicotianae INRA-310, 588 nucleotides. RefSeq lists its product as hypothetical. The transcript has a single exon. NCBI's taxonomy places the organism in Eukaryota, Oomycota, Peronosporomycetes, Peronosporales, Peronosporaceae. The record is from RefSeq and is a predicted model, not a curated record. Bases 86 to 397 code for a protein of 103 amino acids.